AUGACCUUGUCACCUUUUUUUGGAUUUGAUUAUACGAUACUUCCAUUGGUAUUGUCUGUUUGCAUUGGAUUUGUUACAAUUUUAAUUGCAUAUUUAGUUUUUAAGAAAGCUUCUGUUCGUCGUAAUGUAUUUCUUAUAGUUGGUCUUUCAGAUUCUGGGAAAACACAAAUAUUUUCAAAAUUAAUUAGUGUUGACAAGAAAAUUCAAUCAUACACAUCUAUACAGGAGAAUAUAUUUGAUGGAAAAAUACCUUCUUCUUCAAAAGAAAUUUCAUUGGUUGAUUUUCCAGGAACAUUACGUCUUCGUUCUCGUUUAUUUGCUAGAUGGCUAACAUCUGAUCUAAAUACUAUCAGGGGAAUUAUUUUUGUUGUUGAUUCAUCAACUUUUACAAAACAGGCUCGAGAUAUUGCAGAGUUACUUUAUGAUAUUCUAGUUAAAACAAAAUCGUCGGUAGAUAUCUUUGUUGCCUGUAACAAACAGGAUAUUUUACUUUCUAAGAAUAAAAGUGUUAUUGAAAAAACAUUAGAAAAAGAUCUUGGCUUAAUUAAUAAAUCAAGAGCAGCAUCUUUAGAUAUGACUGAUGGUACAAAAAAAAGUGAAUUGUUAACAGAGACAGGAGAAAAUUUUAAAUGGGAAGAUUUACCAAGGUUAAAAAUUAAUUUUAAUGAAACAAUUGCCAAUAUAGAUGACAAUUCAGAUAAAAAAAUUGAUGUAACUUUAUUAAUUCAAUGGAUAAAUGAUCUAUAUUAA
This is a messenger RNA of Strongyloides ratti, 750 nucleotides long. RefSeq names its product Signal recognition particle receptor subunit beta. NCBI's taxonomy places the organism in Eukaryota, Metazoa, Nematoda, Chromadorea, Rhabditida, Strongyloididae. The transcript has a single exon. The coding region runs from base 1 to 750 and encodes 249 amino acids. The record is from RefSeq and is a predicted model, not a curated record.